UUUCAUUCGUCACGCGACAACCGUAUAGUAUAAUAUCGGUGUACGCGCGACGACGUCACCCGCGCACGUUGCCGACGCCGCCGCCGCCGCUACACUCGUGUCCCGUACAGUUUUCCGUUUGCGAUUUCGUAAUAAUUUACGAGUACACGUCCGCUUUACUAUCAUUCCUUCCGCCCGCCCGUCAGUCGUCAAGUCUCACACGCGACCGACCGACCGUGUUAACACGUUUUAUUUCGGUAUUACAAUAAUUCAUAAUAUUAUUAGGUAUACUAUUAUAGCAUAAUUGAUAAUAACGACGCGCAAUAACACCUUACACCGAGGGGUUAAAACGUUUCGUUUUGCCGCCAAGUGACACGACAUUAUACCCGUGCCGAGGUUCGUGUUCACCCAGCACUCUAGACGAUUCGUUCUUAAUGGGAUCGCAAUAGUCGUCGGACACCGUUGCUCCUGCGGGGAACCAUUAUGCCGACUCAGACCAGUGAUGUGACAUCUCUUGCUGCCGUGCGGCGUUCGUCGCGGGUAGCCCGUCUGGCGUACACGUUCUACUGCGUGUUCCAGCUUGCCAUUUUGGGAACAGUAGCAUCCAAAAUUGACGGAGGAUGGGACACGGAGCCGAAUACGCAGUAUCAUAUACAAACGGACGAGGGGCCCGAAAGGUAUUUCAAGUAUCAAACAAUUAGUGGUCAGUAUCGUAAAGAGAGGCGGCUACAAGAUGGAAGUGUGGUCGGAACGUAUGGCUGGGUAGACGCUGACGGGUAUUUGAGGCUUAACGACUAUAUAGCCGAUUCGAAGGGUUAUAGAAUAGUGAAGAACAAGAAGCUGUUCGUCGGCACUCAGACGCCCGUCGGACAGGCCGUUUCGGUGGCCAAGUACGCGCCGGCGGUGGCCGGCACGGCCGUCUCGACGUCGCCGUACCGGUCGGCCACGGCCACGGUCGUUAACCGGCCGCCGGCUGUAGUGGCGAUCACCCAACCGCCGCCCAGGGAGUCGUCGUGGCGCGGCUCGCCGUUCGUAUACCCGUCCGACACCCAAUCGUCGCCACUGCGAUUCCCCGCGGCCGGUUCGCCACCGCGUUCAGUGGCGUCGCGGUUCCGGCAACCGCAGCCGAGCAGCACGCCGUCGCCCAUCGCCGCCGCCGACGACGACGAUUACUAUUCCGUGCGGCCUGUGGACGUCAACUCGAUCGCGGCCGCCGGGGACAGCGGGGACAGCGACGAAGACGCGCGUCGACCGCCUUACCGACGUCGUUCGUCGUCGUCGUCGUCGUCGUCCACCGCGGCCACGGUAUCGGCGUCCACGGCCGCGGAACGCCAGCCGCCGCUGUACGAACAACCGUUGCGGCCGCACACGUUCCGGCCGGCGUACCGCAAGGUGGUGGACUUGUCGGCCAGGACUACGCCGGGGCCGUUGACGGAACAGGCCGAGUACGACGGCGUGUCGUUCGUCCGGAACGGCUUCAAGUACUAUCUGCCCCGGCACUACCACGAGGAACAGUCGGACGACGCGGGCGACACGCGCGCCGGCAGCUUCGGGUACGUCGACCCGUUCGGCAUCAGGAGGGUGGUCUACUACAACACGGCGCCCGGCACCGGGUUCGUGCACCGCAAGAACAACCGUUACGUGGGCCUCGACGCCGAGCCCUACGACCCGCGCCCGUCGCAGUGAUUAUCGGGCCCCGCGCGCCCGUCCCGCCCCGACUUCGACGUAGGCCCGGUCCGAUCGGCCGAUUAAUAAGUCUUCGUCGGGUUAGGUCUGCACGUGUUACGCGUGUAUAGUAUAUUAUACAGCAGAACCAUAACAAACCAUAAUCCCGCAGUCGGUCGCCGCCGGGGGACGUGCUUGCAUAAAAUAAUAUAACUGUAGGUAUGUGACCAGUGGCGUGUUUAGGCCGACGUAAACGCCCGAGUUGGGGGGGAGGGGCACAGGACCUUUAUAUCGUCACGUUAAAAAAAUAUCAAAAAAUACCGGACAUCUGUUUUUAUAUAAAUCACAUAAAGGUACGUUGAAAAUAAUUUGACUUGAAACGUGAAAAAAACUCUAAAGCGUCAAAUUCUUUUUUUUACCGUCACUGUUUAAUAGUUUGAUUUCUGUGCAUAGGAAUGCCUCUAAUUUUCAUAGAAUUUAGGGCCAAUAAGUUUCAUGACGCGCCACUGGUUGUAUCUUUCGUUGCGUCACAUGUAUAUAAUGUUAUAUAGAUGAUGACGGUUUCGUUGUUAUUAUUAUUAUGCACACCAGCCAUAAUACAAAGUUUAAGAGUCUGCUCUCCUCCGGUGCAACGAUGCUCGUAGGUACCUAAGUAGUUUUAAUGAUGAUUAGUGUUAAUGUUUUAUUAUUUUUCUCUCCUCUUGCUACUAUUAUCUUUUAUCGCCUAUAUAAUAAUAAUGAUUUAGAACAUAAUUAUAGACGUCGCACGAAGCGCGUUAUUAUAUAUAGAAGAACUCGCAAUUUAUUAGAAUAUUGUACUACACACUCGGAGACCAUAGGUGGGCGUGCGUUACGACUGGAGACUUGAUGCAGACCGCACAAUAAAGUACGUAAUAGAAUGUGCAUAAUUAUUUUCAAAACAUCGCCAUUAUAAAAAAAAAAAUAAUGUCACCUUUUUUAAUACCGUGACAAUAACCAGUAUAGGCUGAGCGUAGACUAUAAUAGGCACUAAUCAAAGUGCAGGAUAAUAAUUUAUUUUAACUAUUAUAAUAGGUAUUUCAACGCCCAGUGGUGUAUUAGUAAAACGAGAACGAGGAGAUGAAACAGAUUGACCGCCAAUACCGAUAAAUUAUUAUUUUGUCAGUUACUGCGAGCCACGAAUCGUUAUAAGGAAAUAUUUUAGUUUCAAAAAAAAAAAAAAAAAAUGAGACAGUUCUUUUUUUUAUUAUUGUUAAAAAUAUUGAUAUAAUAUCCGUGUUGUAUCUGAAUAGUUCUAAAAACACCACUGGAACGUUGCAGUACGUAUUUGUGCAUAAAAUAAUGCAAAUAUUUUCACCUAUCUAACGUAUAUACGAAAAUGAUAUUUUUUUAAGUCUCUUUUUAUAACUACGCCUCAAUCUCGUAAAUGUGUACACAGCUAGUCAAAAUGAGUAUAACUUUAAUUUUAUUUAUUAAUUUAACGGUCAAUGUAUUUUAAUAUCUGUUUUUCGAGGCCAAUAUUUAUUACUACAGAUCCGCCGCAUCGCCUGAUCAGAAUUGUCGCGUAUAAUUAUGUUUGGUACCUCCAAAUACUAGGCAUUAUCUGUCCGAGUUAAUGCGUUUAUUUUUAUCUAUAAUGAUACAUUGUCAAAACAAUUCUCGUCCGGUCUGAGCGGAUUUGAAACAAUAGAAUCACCAAUGUUGAAAUCUGUGAAUGUAAUAGGUACGAAUAUCACAGAUUGCACAACUGCGGGUGAUUAUUUUAGCCAUUGUGUACCACAGCCAAUAAAUCUAUACUCCAUUGUCUUCAAUCGGCAACUGUUUGCCAUAGUAAAUUACACUUAUUACACUUAUUAUAUAGUAUUAUUUUAGAAAUUCUUGUAAAAAUGUGCCACGCAAGCGUGCUCAAUGUUGAGCAAAUAUUAAUUUAUUUUAUACGUUUAAUUAAAUAAUUAUUGAAUUAUACUAAUGUGUUACUAAUAUACGUACAAAUCGGCAUUUGUGAUUUUUUUUUCUUUUAUAUACAAUAUACAUAAUAUAUAAAAUGUAAAAAUAAUUAAUGAUGACAAUAA
Messenger RNA from Melanaphis sacchari, 3695 nucleotides. RefSeq lists its product as uncharacterized. Gene Ontology annotation, molecular function: structural constituent of chitin-based larval cuticle. Bases 463 to 1665 code for a protein of 400 amino acids. The transcript has 3 exons. The record is from RefSeq and is a predicted model, not a curated record. Gene Ontology annotation, cellular component: chitin-based extracellular matrix. NCBI's taxonomy places the organism in Eukaryota, Metazoa, Arthropoda, Insecta, Hemiptera, Aphididae.